ACCACUGUCAAUCCUCUUAUUUUAACAAAACCAAUAGAUUAAUGCACUUAUUAGCGCCAAUUUUUCCUUAUAAAGGCGGUUUUUUUGAGAAUUGUUUUAAAUAUUAUCCAAAUGGUUUCAUCUCCUAAGAAGAAAUCGUUUUCUGUACAAAAUAUAUCAAUCGAAGGAAAUAUUGGCAGUGGCAAGACUUCAUUUACAAACUACUUUUUAAACAAUCCCAAUAUACAAGUGUUCCCUGAACCAAUAGAUAAAUGGAGAAAUUUAUGUGGACACAACCUAUUAGAUUUAUACUAUGCUGAUCCUGUAAAAUGGGGGUUUGCAUUUCAAAUGUUUGUUCAAAAAUCAUUGAUGGAUAUAAUCUAUAAACCUACUAAAUGUCCUUAUAAAAUAAUUGAACGAUCAAUAUAUUCUGCAAAAUAUACAUUUGUUGAAAAUAUGCAUAAUAAGAAAACUAUAAAUGAUGUUGAAUACUUAGUUUAUUCAGAAUGGUUUGAUUUUUGUUCCAAAGUGCUCCCACUUAAAAUUGAUUUGAUAAUCUAUAUCAGAACAGACCCUAUAAUAUGUUACCACAGAAUAAAAGAAAGAGGAAGAAUAGAAGAAACAAUGAUUUCAUUGGACCUAUUAAAUGAACUACAUGAAUUACAUGAAAGUUGGCUUAUAAAGAAGUAUUUUACAGAUUUUGACAUACCAGUUUUGGUCCUGGAUGGAAAUCAGUCAAAUAAAUUCAUGGAAAAACAUGCCUCUCAAGUUAUGAAAGAUAUGUUUGAAAAUAUUAUAAUACAUAAACAUCUGUCAAACAAUUGUGAUCGGUCACCUUUAAAGCAGUUGUAUGGAAAUUGUUCCAAAUUUUAUGAUUUUUAAUAUAAGACUUAUUUAAAAACAAUGCAAAAUGAAUAAUAUA
Messenger RNA from Gordionus sp. m RMFG-2023, 901 nucleotides. RefSeq names its product thymidine kinase 2, mitochondrial-like. The coding region runs from base 112 to 861 and encodes 249 amino acids. Gene Ontology annotation, biological process: nucleobase-containing compound metabolic process. The transcript is spliced from 9 exons. Gene Ontology annotation, cellular component: cytoplasm. Gene Ontology annotation, molecular function: ATP binding; deoxynucleoside kinase activity. Lineage: Eukaryota; Metazoa; Nematomorpha; Gordioida; Chordodea; Parachordodidae. The record is from RefSeq and is a predicted model, not a curated record.